AUGUCAGGAAAGUACAUUGUCGUCUUUAAGGAAGGCACUGCCCAGAACGUUAUCGACCAGGCUGCCAAGGACGUUGAGGCCCAAGGAGGCAAGAUUGGGCACAGAUACGAUACGACCAUGAAGGGUUUCUCUGCGACGGUCCCGGACAACGUUAUCACAACCUUCAAAGCCCACGAGAAGGUAGACUACAUCGAGGCGGACGGCGAAGUCUCCGCUUACGCAAAGAGCAUCGGUAUUGGGAAGUAG
Fimicolochytrium jonesii is the source of this 246-nucleotide messenger RNA. Its product is annotated as protease propeptide/inhibitor. Gene Ontology annotation, molecular function: endopeptidase inhibitor activity. The transcript is spliced from 4 exons. The record is from RefSeq and is a predicted model, not a curated record. Gene Ontology annotation, biological process: vacuole fusion, non-autophagic. Bases 1 to 246 code for a protein of 81 amino acids. Lineage: Eukaryota; Fungi; Chytridiomycota; Chytridiomycetes; Spizellomycetales; Powellomycetaceae.